AUGGGUAAACGGCCUUCACGACAGGCCUGCAUUCGCUGCCACGGGCUCAAAUUGCGCUGUGAUCGCAAUGCUGCUGCAAAAAACUGUAGCCGUUGCCUCAAGGCCGGGGUGACGUGUGUCUUUCGUCUGUCAACUCGCGGGCGUCAGCUUGUCGGCAACAAGUCAACACCCUCUCCGGUCCACGAAGAUUCAGCUCACGAAGAUCCGGCUCCUCACAGCUCAACAGAGGAUGUAUCCAUUUCCGGAUCUCCUGCCAGGGAUUCGGAGGUGACUUCAGACACCUGUAUGAAUGAACUUUUACCCGGCUCUCCGUGCCAGGAUUUCCACGAUACCUCGCUGGAUGUCGACUCUGUCUCAAGCCCUGUGAACCCAACCGCAUUGCCCGCAAAUCUGCCGACAGACGUCGCCUCCGACUGUUGUUCGAUCGGGCAGACACUGGGCACGAACGACGGUACUGGGGUCGGCUUUCCCAUGAACCUCACCUCGCCACAAUUCGCCGACAGCAAUGUGGUGGCACCCAAGCCAAGCGCACAGAGCCAAUUCCGGGUGCAGUUCAUGAAAGAUGUGCUAGAGCUCGAUGUAGAAUUGAUCCAGCAUACUUCCGUCUUGCUCAAUCCGACGGAGCAUGGCCUCUUACAAGUCGCCGCUAAUCAAACAUUGACCCUCGCGCAGCAACUCCUGGAAAUCUUCCAUUCGGCGGAGUGCUGGACAUCGCAUACCGCUUCUCUGCAACUAUGGGGCCCGUAUCUAUACCAGCCAUCGAUUCCUUCGGGAUCGGAGCAGCCAGAGACGUUCCUGGACCAGGCGUCAACAAUCCAUGCGCUGUCCACGUAUCUCCGCCUUGUCGAAGCUUAUCAGAUUCUGUUUACGCGGGCGAUUGGCAACUACAACGCGGUCCUUGCGAAUGGCUGGUGGAAUUCCCUUUCCUCAUCCCACGAUCAGGAGUUUACCCUCGUCGGUCCUAGUAUCCAAUCGGCUCUAUCAAUUCAGUCGACCGUGCCAAUGUUAGACCGGCUUAGUUUUAUGGUGCAACUGCUGACGAUGCCCUUCAUCGAGGUGGAUGUAGUUAGAGCCGUGAUGGCAACCGUCCGUGAGCAUGAAAGACAGCUGAUGCAGAGCGUUACCCAACUGCAGCAGAUAGGUAGUAUUUGGUAG
Aspergillus affinis is the source of this 1155-nucleotide messenger RNA. RefSeq names its product Zn(II)2Cys6 transcription factor domain-containing protein. Gene Ontology annotation, molecular function: DNA-binding transcription factor activity, RNA polymerase II-specific; zinc ion binding. Gene Ontology annotation, biological process: regulation of DNA-templated transcription. The transcript has a single exon. Lineage: Eukaryota; Fungi; Ascomycota; Eurotiomycetes; Eurotiales; Aspergillaceae. The record is from RefSeq and is a predicted model, not a curated record. The coding region runs from base 1 to 1155 and encodes 384 amino acids.